Messenger RNA from Phyllotreta striolata, 1328 nucleotides. The record is from the annotation of a GenBank genome assembly. NCBI's taxonomy places the organism in Eukaryota, Metazoa, Arthropoda, Insecta, Coleoptera, Chrysomelidae.
UUUGGUAGUUGUUGUAUGAGGAAGUUUUUUGAAUUUGUAACGACUUUUUCUUGUGCUACGCUACCGCAUAUUACUGAAGUCGAUCAUGUCGAAGACGAAAGAAAAAAAACAGAAUCAAUUCAAUAUGGAUGAAUAUGUGAAGUCUCUUAGAAUUCCACCUCAACACGAGGACGAUACUAGGGAAUUUCUGGAGAAAGUUCAUGCUCAUGAAGCUUUUGAAAACGAAGAUUACAAAUGGUCAUUGGACGAUUUCGAAAUAGGACAUAGAUUAGGAAGAGGAAAAUUCGGUAGAGUGUUCAUUGCGCGUGAAAGGAAGACUGGCCUAAUUGUGGCCAUGAAAACUUUGCAUAAAAAGGAAAUUGUAAGGGGACGAGUCGAACGUCAAGUUAUGCAAGAAAUUGAAAUCCAGAGUCAUUUAAAGCACCCCAACAUUUUGGAAUUGAUGACCUAUUUUCACGAUUCCCACCGAAUUUACCUAAUAUUGGAGUUUGCUGCUAAAGGUGAAUUGUAUAAACACAUAAAGAACUUUCCAGAAGGAAGGUUAAACGAACAUUUGUCGGCAAAAUAUAUUUAUCAAGUGGCUGAUGCACUUCAUUAUUGUCACAAAAACAAUGUCAUUCAUCGGGAUAUAAAACCAGAAAACUUACUUCUAAGUAUAACCGGUGAUGUAUUGGUGGCAGAUUUUGGUUGGUCUGUUCAUUCUCCUUCAGCAAGAAAAACUCUAUGCGGUACUUUGGAUUAUUUGCCGCCUGAAAUGGUUAAAGGUCAGACAUACAAACAAGCCGUUGACAAUUGGUGUUUAGGCAUUUUGUGUUACGAAUUUUUGACUGGAAGUCCCCCAUUUGAAAGCUCCGGAACAGAUGAAACUUACAAAAAAAUUGCAGACUGCUAUUUGACGUUUCCAAGCUAUAUUUCUGAAGGCGCUAAAGAUCUUAUAAAUAAGCUUUUGAAGAAGAACAGUCAGGAGCGUCUUUCUUUACCAGGGGUCAUGACCCACUACUGGGUAGUUGCCAACAAAAGCAAAGCAUCACAUAACAAAUAAUGGAGUUGUAGAAGAUUGUUGGUUGCAUUUUUUCACAGCUAAAGUGUUAUUCAGUGGGAGUAAUUUCCACUAUAAUAACCAAUAAUUGUUUUUUUUAUUAAAAAAUACAAAAUAUGUACACUUUAGUAGUGAAUUAUUUUAUUAUUGUUUUAUGUCUAGUAUUAAUUAAGGAUUUAAGAGUUAAUUUAAUUAAUUGAUUAAUUGAAUUCAACCUCUUCCCUAUACUUAUCUUUUUACCCAAUAAUUUAAUUUACGAAAAUACAUCAAUUUUAAAUUUUUAAGAUUU